AUGAUAUUAGGAGAGAUACUGCGACGUGGAGCUCUCACUGAUUCACAAAGGCAAGCAAGUGCGUCAGCAUCAGACAGAUUACGAAUGAGAGAACAACAUGGUUGUGCCCUUCCAAAUCCUAGGAAACCAUCAAUAAUACUUAGAAUAGUGCCACAUAUUCGUAGUUUCACACCAAUCCUUGGGCAUGUGCCACGCGGGGGAGGCGGUGGUGGAGUUCUCGGAGGAGGUAUUAAUGGUGUCUGUGGAGGAGGCGAUAGUGGAGGCGUUGGUAGAGACAUUGGAGGUGCACGCGGAGGAAGCAUUGGUGGAGGAACUGCUGGUGCAAGUGAAGGAGAAAUUGAUGGAGUUCUUGGCAGAGACAUUGGUGGUGCAAGCGAAGGAGAAGUUGGUGUAGGCUUUGGCGGAGAUUGUGGUGGUGCACGUGGCGAUGAGAUUGGUGAAGUUCUUGGAGGAGGCAUUGGUGGUGCCCGUGGAGGAGAAUUUGGUGGACUCCUUUGUGGAGAAACUAGUGGUGCAAGCGGGAGAGACGUUGGUGAUUUUUUUGGUGGAGACAUUGGUGGUGUUUGUGGAAGAGAAUUUGGUGGACUCGUUGGAGGAGAAAUUGGUGUUGUCUGUGGGGAAGUGCUUGGGGGAAUCCUUGGAGAAGGAACUGGUGGUGUCCGUGGAGGAGAAAUUGGUGGAAACACUGGAGAUGCACGUGGAGGAAGCAUUGGUAGAGAAAUUAAUGGUGCAAGCAUAGGAGAAAUUGGUGUAGUUCUUGGUGGAGACAUUGGUGGCAUUGGUGGUGUUUGUGGAGGAAAAUUUGGUGGAGAGAUCGAAGGCGUUCGUGGAGGAGUGGUUGGGAUAUUUCUAGGAGGAGGACCUAGUGGUGUACGCGGAGGAGAAGUUGGUGAACUCCUUGGAGGAGACAAAGAUGGUGUACGCGAAGGAUUAGUUGGUGGAGUUCUUGGGGUUGAUGGUGUAGGUGGUGUGCGGGGACGAGGCUGCCCUUCGGUGUGGCCUAAGAAGAGGAUGAUGAGCGCAAAGACAAAAGCUAGGGAUGCUUUCGUACAUUUUUUAUCCAUUUUUUCGAUGGAGAUAUGUCCUCAACGGAGGAUUAUGUAUGGAUACUGGUGA
Messenger RNA from Camelina sativa (false flax), 1116 nucleotides. NCBI's taxonomy places the organism in Eukaryota, Viridiplantae, Streptophyta, Magnoliopsida, Brassicales, Brassicaceae. The record is from RefSeq and is a predicted model, not a curated record.